Messenger RNA from Effrenium voratum, 279 nucleotides. NCBI's taxonomy places the organism in Eukaryota, Dinophyceae, Suessiales, Symbiodiniaceae. The record is from the annotation of a GenBank genome assembly.
GCGCAAGCCAAGGCUAUGCCGCACGCCAGCGCAGACGUUGCCAGUGAGUGGCUGUCUGCGCUGAGUCGCUGGGAAGCUGCUGGCGCUGAGAGAAACGCUCACUUCAGCUACCACACUCUGAGCAUGGCUGGUGACUUGCCGCUGGCCGUGCUGGCGGACGAUGUGGCCGGGCCGGCGCCCGGCAGCUGCAUGUUUUGGAGUGUGAACCAGCAGAAGUUGCUCCGACAAGUUCUGGCUUUGAACGAGGGCAUUGUGCUGUGCUGCGACUUUACGUAUAAG